AUGGCAGACCUUAUCAGACAGUCGCCAGCACAAGAAAUGCGAGUAGUCAUUAAUGAAGACAAACGCCCAGAACAGCAACACCCUCGACGGUACAACGCACCAACCAGUAACGAAGUUGGUAUAUUAAUGCCGAAUGAACCAGCUGCCACCCGUGACAUCAUUCUACACCCACGUAAUGGACACCUCUACCGUAUUUCCGAACUGCACAGAUUGUACGACCCCUUGCAGUAUCCUCUCCUCUUCCCCUAUGGGACAGAUGGAUAUAACAUCUACCUCAACACCCAAGGCAAAAAAAUCACUCAGAAACAGUAUUAUGCAUAUAACAUGCAAACACGACCAAACAAUUACACCCUGUUUGGUCGAGAUCUCUACCAACAGUAUUUGGUUUACAUGUACUGUAAAGUCGAGACAGAGCGUUUGCACUACAUCCGUCGAGAGCAGAAAGCCUUACGAGCUGAUAGCUACAGUGAACUCCGUGAUUCCAUUCUACGUCAAGAUGCCGAUCCGUCCAGUAUUGGCCAACGCAUUGUUCUCCCAUCGUCCUACACAGGUGGACCAAGAUAUAUGCAUGAACGACAGCAGGAUGCCAUCACGUAUGUCCGCCUCUUUGGCAAACCCUCCUUAUUUAUAACCACUACCACAAACCCAAAGUGGCCAGCAAUCAUCGAGAACCUCCAUCCAAACCAGACCGCUCCAGAUAGACCAGAUAUAGUUGUACGGGUUUUUCACCAGAAGCUCAAAUCACUUAUGACGCUCAUAAAAAAAGGCGCAUUCGGAUGUCUCCAGGCGUGGCUGUAUGCUGUGGAGUACCAAAAACGUGGCCUCCCCCAUGCACACAUCUUAGUCUGGCUUACCCCUGCAAGUAGAAUCACCCCUGACCGCAUAGACCUCAUCAUCUCGGUAGAAAUACCGAACCCAACAACAGAACCCAUACUCCACAAAAUUGUGAAGCAGAAUAUGAUCCACGGCCCAUGCGGACCAUUCAACCCCCGCAGCCCUUGCAUGCAAGAUAACAACUGCACGAAAUCUUUCCCUAAAGAUUUGCGUCAGGAAACAGAACAAGGCACUGACGGUUACCCCAAAUACCACAGAAGAUCACCAGAUGAUGGAGGCCAUACAGCAACGAUCACCAAGUACCACAAUGGCCAACCACAUGAAGACACAAUAGACAACAGAUGGGUAGUACCAUUUAACCCUUGGCUACUGCGACAGAUGAAUUCCCACACCAACGUUGAAAUCUGUAGCUCCAUUAAGAGCAUUAAGUAUGUUCUUAAAUACGUUCACAAAGGCAGCGACCCAGAAGUAUUAGGGUAG
Molecule: messenger RNA, 1314 nt
Organism: Lineus longissimus
Lineage: Eukaryota; Metazoa; Nemertea; Pilidiophora; Heteronemertea; Lineidae
Exons: 1
Coding region: 1-1314 (437 amino acids)
Source: RefSeq, a predicted model, not a curated record